AUGGAUUCGAGGGACUCGUUUGAUCCGUUCGCCAUCUCUGCUCUCCCCGCCGGCUUCGACUUCAACAGCUUCGACGAGACCGAGACCGAGACCGUACGCUUCACCGACACACUGGCACUGGACCAAAGUCAACAUCAGCGGCAGGAUCAGGAUCAGGAUCUUAUCUUCCCAGCGGACUGGGACCAAGAGUCGCCGCCAUACGACGGAAACCUCUACGUGACGCCCCUCAGCUGGGCGCGUCCCUCAGAGCAUAGGGUCGAGCCCAAGGUUGAGCCCAAGAUCGAGCCAGUUCCGUCGGCGCGAUACACGACAAUGAACUCGCUCACCCCGGCGCAGCAAGAGAAACUCCGCAACAUUGCCAUGCCUCUCCACCUCCAAUACCGGGGCCUACACAGCCCACAGUCGACCGCGAGCUCCAAGAGCCACUCCAUAUCCUCCCCCGAUAGCCACAAUGACCGCGGCAUAAAACGCAAGUCUUCCACAGACGCAGAGGGCGAGGAGGACGAUGAUUCGAACCCGCCCAUCAAGAAGACUGCCCAUAAUAUGAUCGAGAAGAGAUAUCGCACAAACUUGAACGACAAGAUUGCUGCGCUGCGGGACAGUGUACCGAGUCUACGGAUCAUGACCAAGAGCGCGAGGGGCGAAGAUACCGCCGAUGAUCGGGAGGAGCUUCAAGGCUUGACUCCGGCUCAUAAGUUGAACAAGGCGACAGUCCUGAGCAAGGCAACCGAGUACAUUAACCACUUAGAGAAACGCUGCAAGCGAUUAGAAGCUGAGAAUGCCGAGCAAAAGGCUCGCCUCGCUGCAUUCGAAACACUGUUCCGAUCCGGAUCCAUGGGCUUCAAUCAAGCCCACCCCAUGAACAGCACUUUCCAGUUCACACCAGACUACAGCAGUACAGGCCCACCAACUCCAGGCAUGGAGCCCCAAGGGCUGAUCUCAAUCCCAGACGGCAUUCGAAGACACCAGAGUGCAGGUCAAAUGGGUCAACAGGCAUUCUCCGGCCCCCAAGAGACGCCCUAUCGCCAACAAGCCAUGGGCCCUAACGGGUGGAAUAGUGGUUACUUUGGCAAGCUUAUGGUUGGAUCCCUCGCAGGCCUCAUGAUUCUGGAAGGCUUCAGCCACGGCGAGCAAGCAGAUGACUCUCCUGGAGCGCGAGGUUUAUCAGCUCUCCCUUUACAACUUCUCAAGUCCCUGAGCUCAACACUUCACUCUUCACUCGACGUCAGUGCACUUGGCUACCAUGUUCCCGCGGCAGAGACGUUGGGAUAUAUGAAGCUUUUCUUCAUGCUUGGCGCAGUUGUCUUCGUUUGCCUAUCAUCACUAUUCUCCCCGAAGCCUAAACCGGGGACCAAGCCUAAGAUUGCGUUGCUCUCCGCAGCACCUUCCCUGGCAUCCUCCAUCUCGGUUCGGCGACAAGCUUGGUUGACUGCCAUUCAGACAGUCUGGGUCCCACGCCACCAAUUCCUCCUGGAAGCAUGCGCCCUGCUGUUGAAGAUGGUAAAGCUGAGCAUGCGGAAUGUCAUAGGUGCACAGAGCUACACUGUGCUCACCGGUAUCACUCCAGAACAAGAGGCAGCUAGGAUCAAGGCUUGGACUAUCGCCCUUGACGCCCAACUCACCGGUGGAGACGUCGAGGUAAGCAAGAGCCGACUCACAUUGACCUUGCUUGCCUCCGGUACUCUACCUGAUACUCCCGCCCGCCUCAUGCUCAAGGCAUUGCAUAUCCGUGUGUUACUAUGGGAGGUGGGAAACGCUGGUUUCAAUGGCUUCUAUCUCUUUCACGAAGUGGCUGCUAAACUGGCUCGCUGGAAGUGGAAUGAGGCCAAGCAAUUGCACCGCCUGUUAUCUCACACCUUGGAAAAGCAAGAUGAUGAGCUUCCAGAUUACCUUCUUGCCCUACUGGAGAAGGAAUGCGAUGAUGUCCUUGUCAACAGCAUUUCUCAGCGCGCUUACAAUCUGGCUUGGAACCUGCCCACGACUAAUAACAUCGAAGGAUCAAGCGACGGCAUGGAUGGCGUUGUUGACGAUUUUGCCAUUCGCAGUCCCCUUGAAGCCGUUGCAGCCUGGUACUCAAGCCUCGUCCUACAACGAGCUCUGGUCAAGAGCCUUCAGUCACCCUCCGACGACCUUGCGGCACAGAAUUCUAUCGUCGACGAUAUUUCGACAGCAAUCAAGACUGCGCCUACUGGUUCUCGUGCCCACGUCAGAUCCCUCGUCGCCCGUGCUGUUCUGGUCAGGGAGAAGCGUGGAGCUAGCAUUGCAGACUCCAUAAAGGCCCUGGAUCCGCUGGAGAAAGCGGGUGGCGAGCGUGCUCCCGGCCUCCCCAGCAGCAGCAGUAUUUUCCUUGCUGGCCUUCCCGACGCCAAGAUGGCUCUACGGUGCGCCAUGGCCACUGCUUUCAUCGAACGCUUCCCAGCACCUUCUAAUCCUGUAAUGGCUUCUCGCAUCAUUCGCUCCAUCUCUCCCAGCAACACCCUGACUCUUCUUGGUUUCACUGCCGCUUUCAAGCUCAUGGAGCGAAUAAACGGCCACGAUCUGGUCGCUGCUUCCUGCAGCCAACCACUUGAGAAGCUGGCUGGUGACCUCCGCAUCUGGAUCGGUGGCAAGAACGAAAUUACAGCUGUCUUGGACAAGGAAGCCAAGAGAGAUAUGAUCGACACGUGUUCGAGCAUCCUGAAGCGCACCGUUCUCCUGCAGGACGCUGGCUACGAGACGAUGAGCGAUGAAGAUGAUGACGAGAGUUGCUGA
Messenger RNA from Drepanopeziza brunnea f. sp. 'multigermtubi' MB_m1, 2751 nucleotides. RefSeq lists its product as uncharacterized. Gene Ontology annotation, molecular function: protein dimerization activity. Gene Ontology annotation, biological process: positive regulation of transcription by RNA polymerase II; SREBP signaling pathway. The record is from RefSeq and is a predicted model, not a curated record. Lineage: Eukaryota; Fungi; Ascomycota; Leotiomycetes; Helotiales; Drepanopezizaceae.